AUGCGUUCCUUCUACGAUGCCUAUGACUACUCUCCGCCACCAAAGGACAUAGAUACUGUCUACGAAAAUGACAAAGAAGCAUUUCUCAUGGCACUUCUUUCUCUUGAUUUGGCCGCUUUACGAGUGGACAGUUCAAAAAAUGAUAAAAAGAAAACUACAGAGCUGAUCACCAAUCACAUUUUGGCUAAAAACAUGUUCAUCCACAAAUUGAGUGAGUUGCCAUUGACUUAUGAUUCUCUUUCCAUGUACAAGCAGUACUAUCUAUCGCUGAUGUUCUACAAUGGUUGGGCACAGAUUGUCAGUGACUUCUUUGAGCAGGAUGAAGAAAAACGAGUAGAAAAACUGCCAUUAAAGUUAGAACUGCACCACACAGAAAUUAAGGGACAACGUCGUUUACUCUAUUUGAGAACACAAAUCAAAUGGAAAUAUCUUCAUGAUAAAGAGUACAAAAUUGAAGAAAAUCUUGUUCUUGUACAAGUCAAAAAGAGUCGAGAACCUACUGUUCUUGCAAAUAAAACAAAAACAGCUUUGGGUUUAGUUUUAAACUAUAACUGGAAGCUAAAAAAAGAGGAUCCGAAUCGAGAAUUCAAUUCAUACAAAAAUCGACUACAUUCUGAUAAAUUUAAAAUAGUAGAAUACACAGUAGAAGUUUUCAACAGUUCAGUUUUACAGACGCUUCUUAAAAACAGCAUGAAUACCCUAACUAUUACACCGAUUUGUUAUAUUCGACCCAUUCUUCGUCAAGUUGAAACGCUGUCGUCUAUGUGCUACAAAACGGAUUUUAAAAAUGCUUUUCUCAAUCCUAAUCGUAGCGUUUUUGCAACUAAUUUUGAGCGACCUGACAAUUUUAGAAUGCCUGAUGGCCCGGCAAAGUUUAAUAGCAAGCAAAAAAACGCUAUUGUUGCCUGUUUUAAUGCAGUAAACCAGAAAAAGCAUUUAAAUCGAACGGUGAUGAUACAAGGUCCACCUGGCACCGGUAAGACGCACACACUGGUGGCCAUUGUGAAGAGUCUGCUGCUGCAAAGCCACACUUUCACAUCAACACCUGACCGCAUUCUCAUUUGCACGCCCUCCAAUGGCGCUAUUGAUGCGAUUGCACUCCGGCUACUGGAAACUAGCUUGAGGAUCGUUCGAAUUGGUAACUUUGACAAAGUCCACUCACAAGUGGUAGGUCGUCACCUACAGUCAAUAGUGAGCAGCGCACAAAGCUUUGCAGAACGGAAGAAGAGAGAGAAAAUAGUGUUACAAAGUGCUCAUGUCAUCCUAAGUACACUAAACAGUGUUCAAAAUGACUAUAUGAAAGUCUUUAGGGAAGGCAAUCCAUUUCGCUGUAUCAUCAUCGACGAGGCCGGUCAGUCUACAGAACCGGAGCUACUGAUGCCGCUCGUCUACCCGACCUCAAAACUAAUUCUAAUUGGUGAUCACCUGCAACUACCCGCUACUGUCAAAUCUAACUAUGCUCUGGACAAAGGCUACGGUCGAUCGAUGUUUGAGCGUUUCUUCCGCCACCUGGAAAACACCGAGUUUCAAAAUGGCUACUCUGCCAGUCCGGUGAUAACGUUGCAACGUCAGUACAGAAUGGUGGAAGAGAUUUGUCGGUUUCCCUCCUGGAAGUUCUACAAUGAUCAACUGGAAACGAGCAAAACUGGCUGGAAUGAGGACAUUCCAGUUUAUCCUUAUUUGGUCUUUGAUGUGUGCAACUCAAAAGAGGCAAAUACGGCAUCAUUCAGCAAGUACAACGUUCAAGAGGCGGCCUUUGUGUGUCGCCUUAUUGAGACGAUUUUUUAUACUCUUGGAUACAAUUUGAUUGACGAAGUUCCCGAAACGUUGAAUGACUUCACCAUUGGGAUCAUCACAUUUUACGGAGGACAGAAAGACGAAUUAAUUAAACAACUGACAAAACUUUUUAAUGGCGAAUUGCCUAACUACAUUGACGUGAACACUGUGGACGCCUUUCAGGGCCAGGAGCGGGACAUUGUCAUUCUCAGCUGUGUUCGUGCCUGGGAUGGCUCUCGAGGCUCGGUGGGCUUCGUCGAAUCGCAGCAGCGCAUGAACGUCGCCCUGACCCGCGCCAAAUCGGUACUUUACGUGGUGCUCAAGGCAAACAGCUUCACCCAGGCACCAAACUGGAGCGAUCUUAUCGCCGAUGCUACCCAGCGUGACGUUUUGAAGCAG
Messenger RNA from Rhagoletis zephyria (snowberry fruit fly), 2175 nucleotides. Its product is annotated as probable helicase senataxin. NCBI's taxonomy places the organism in Eukaryota, Metazoa, Arthropoda, Insecta, Diptera, Tephritidae. Gene Ontology annotation, cellular component: nuclear body. The record is from RefSeq and is a predicted model, not a curated record. Gene Ontology annotation, biological process: termination of RNA polymerase II transcription. Gene Ontology annotation, molecular function: transcription termination site sequence-specific DNA binding; helicase activity; ATP hydrolysis activity.